Molecule: messenger RNA, 2937 nt
Organism: Chrysemys picta bellii (western painted turtle)
Lineage: Eukaryota; Metazoa; Chordata; Testudines; Emydidae
Gene: REXO4
Product: REX4 homolog, 3'-5' exonuclease
Biological process (GO): rRNA processing; DNA catabolic process
Cellular component (GO): nucleus
Molecular function (GO): nucleic acid binding; 3'-5' exonuclease activity
Source: RefSeq, a predicted model, not a curated record
UGCGUGUUUCCCGCCGGCGGCCGUUCGGAGCGGUUUCCGGGCGGCGCUGGGAGGCGAGGGGCGGAGGUGGAGACGCUGCAGGCGCACGUGGGCCGGGGUCCCGGCGCUGCAGCGCGAGCGGGCAAAAUGGUUGUUGCUUUCGAAGUGUGAUUGAUUUCUGAUGACAGAAUGGCUAAAAUAAAGACCAGAGAGUCAAAAGCUUCAACAAGCAUCCCCACCGCUAAACCUGAGAAUCUAAAAAAACAGCACAGGAACAACAAGAAAAAAGUAUUGUGGAAAAACAAAGUCAAGCAGAUCGGAAAGAAAAAACAAAAGGACACCAAAGUUGUGGGAGUGCUGCCCCCAAAAGCUCCUCAGGAGUUCUCCUCUAACUGGAAGACCCUGCAAGAGCUGCUGAAACAAAAGGCCACCAGCUUGGAUAAGUCCCUUCCUGUAUCCCAAACAUAUUCCAAGAAGCACACAAUCAAAAAGGGAAACGUCAAAGGAAUUCCAGCUAUAAAUGGAGGUGGGAAUAUGGGAAAAUUCAAAUCUGUAAACAGGAUGGACAGUGAUCCUGCCAAAGUUUGCGUUCCUUUGGCUAUCCCGAAAUCAGAGAGAACUGCAUCUGACAAGAAUUCGAGUGAUGGCAAGGGAAAUAGAAAGGAGCACAAGAAAAGAAAAAAUGGCAAUGUUGAGAAGGAACAAGGUGACAUAAAACAUAAGAGGAGGAAAGCUGAAGAGCACACGGAGCAGCCGCUAGCAGAGGCCGACAUCUGGUUUGAUGGUGUAGAUCCAGAGGAUAUUGAAGCAGCAAUCGGACCUGAAGCAGCAAAAGUUGCUAGAAGAAAUAUGGGAAUUGAAGAAGGCAAAUCACCGCUAUCUAUGGAACAGGUGCUGGUUAAAGAAAAGGCUUUUGCAGGGCUGACAAAAGCUGUAGCCAUGGACUGUGAGAUGGUGGGAGUAGGGCCCCAGGGUGAAGACAGCAUCCUGGCUCGUGUAUCCAUGGUGAACCAAUUUGGAAAGUGUAUUUAUGACAAAUAUGUCAAGCCUACAGAAAAAGUGACCGAUUACAGGACAGCUGUUAGCGGCAUACGGCCCAAGGACAUAAAGAAAGGAGCGGAGUUUAAAAGUGUUCAGAAGGAGGUGGCUGACAUCUUGAGAGGAAGGAUUUUAGUUGGGCAUGCUGUCCACAAUGACUUAAAGAUCCUGUUUCUUGAUCAUCCUAAAAAGAAAAUUCGGGACACACAAAGAUACAAACCUUUCAGAAAGGAAGUCAAAAGUGGACGUCCAUCUCUAAAACUGCUUUGUGAGAAACUGCUGAAUGUGAAAGUGCAGACAUCAGAGCACUGUUCAAUUCAGGAUGCGCAGGCAGCUAUGAGACUAUACACGCUAGUGAAAAAGCAGUGGGAAGCAGCUAUCAAAGCCAAAGCUAAACUGUAGAAAAAUAAAUUCUAAAACGUCAACUAUUCUAUCCUGUCAUUUUCUGCUGUGCAGCAUUUACUAGAUUCAAAUGGCGUUGUAUGAUGGCUUUUUUCUCUUGCCAGUGGUAUUAUCCUUGAAUCAGUCAUGCAUAAUAAACUAAUAGCUGUGAACAGUCCAUUACAAGGAAUCUGUUCACGAACUGCUGAGUAGAGCUAAUCCUGAAAAGAAACUGUUAUGCUCCAAAUAAAUAAUCCAUGGACUAAAAGCUCAAUAAAUACAUAAAGCUCACUUAACUCCAAGCCUGUAGACCUUAGUGUGAUUUUUAUUAAUCUUUUAGGAAAGUAUAGUAUACAUUAAAUGUAGUUCAAAAAUCCACAAAGUAAGACAGGUUCCGAAAAUAACACUGCUGUCAGACUCUCAAUAUUGUCAGUAGUCAAAGUGGUUCUUUGUAAAGAAUACAAUGGAAUAUGUUCAAGCAGAUGAUGUCUAUAUAAUACAGGUAGUAUCUCCUUCUGGGGAGAAAAAUCUUUUUAAAAUACUUCUGAAGGAAUCAAUCAUGUCUACCUGAAUCAGAAGACUUCAAGCCUUGUAUGUAGAGAACAGCUUUUACCUUACUUCUGCAGUUUCAAAAGUGCUGAAUCCACAAGGGUAAUUAUCUCCUGGGGAGAAAUGUGAAAACUGUUAAAUACAAGUUUAUCCUGGUUUUUACUUUACAGUGUAAAGAGACAAUUAAUAACUAUGGUACAAAAAUCUAUUCUGUAUUUAAUAUAUGUCCUUUUAUAGGAGUUCAGACAGUAUAUCUCAUUUGCAUUUUGGGGUCUCAAUAACUUAUUUCAAUAUUUUUAGCAAACGUGUGGCCUAAUUCGGACACUUUACUCUCACCCGUAAUUCCUUUGUACUACAGGAUUGGCUUCUAAGACUAUAAAAUUUAUAUAAUCUGUCUAAAAAUAAUUUAAAAAAAUGCUAAAAGGUCAUCAGGAAUCUGCUCUAAAUAUUUAGCAAUAGUUGUCAUGGUACAUAAGUACACUAAGCAAUAUCUAGCUUGUAAAAAGUCUUGAUUAGAGGAAGAGAAAAAUGGGAGAGGGAAGGACCUCUCUUAGGUUUUGUAAUAAAAGAAUUGUUAUUUUUUCAGUGGUAUUUCACAUGUGUAAUGUGUUGUUGUUUUUAAUGGGAAUGGGAAUGAUAGCUAGAAAAACAUUGUGGAAAGUAGUGACUUUGUACUAUGAGGCAAACAUUCUGGAGGAAGAGAACUAUGAGCAAAUUAAAUUUAAGGGUGGAGGCUCUGACUAUCGGUUUUGUUUGUUUGUUUUUUUUAAAUAACUGCUACAUGCUUGAUGGCAAACUACUCUAUGUUAAUAACUUGGUGGUUUAAGAGUGUAGGUCGCUCUAGUGUUGGAAAAACAAAGGUGGGAAUUAUUUUGCUGUUUAAUUAAUUAAACGUAAAGUAAUUCCCCAGGACAGUAAGCCCACGCAAUUAAGUGGCUUGGGCUUUUUAGGGUUAUUUAAUAGAUCAAUAAAUCCCUCUCUGCUUUGAAA